This is a messenger RNA of Strongylus vulgaris, 336 nucleotides long. The record is from the annotation of a GenBank genome assembly. NCBI's taxonomy places the organism in Eukaryota, Metazoa, Nematoda, Chromadorea, Rhabditida, Strongylidae.
GUUAUCUCUUCACCAAAUGCUUUAAGCAAAGUUCAAAUGACUUGUUCUUGUUCAGCGGCUGUACCACCAGGUUGCACAUGUGACGCGGCUAUACCACCAGGUUGCACAUGUGACGGUAUAAGACAGGUUUGUCCUGACGCAUGUUACUACUCCUGUGAAAAGCAGGAGGAACUCAAAGGUUCAGAUGCUAAGAAGAAAAAUGAGUACAAAUUUAUUAUACCAAAUGAAUUAGCCACAACUACCCAGGAACCAGAUCUAUCACUAAUGCCCUAUAAGCAAACUAAAUCUACUCUUUUUCCAACUCCAGUAGAGGUUCCAUCUGAACCUAAGUAUUGA